Messenger RNA from Nezara viridula (southern green stink bug), 495 nucleotides. The record is from the annotation of a GenBank genome assembly. Lineage: Eukaryota; Metazoa; Arthropoda; Insecta; Hemiptera; Pentatomidae.
AUGGAUUGGUAUCCAAGAGAGCACGUGAGGAAGAGAGGACACCCGCCGACAGACUGGGACAAGGAGAUGAAGAAGACCUGCGGGGGAGCAGCCUGGAAGAGAGUAGCAUUAGAGAGGAAAGAAUGGAAAAGGAUGGGACAGACACCGAAUCAACCAUCAGACUUAUCAUUUCCUUCACCUUCCUUAAUGAGAACAUCGGACAAUACAGUACGCUGGUUUAUUCCUUCAACUACUCUUGCCGAAGUAUCGAAUCGAGCACUAACGUUUACAGUUCCUGUAACUUCCCUUCCCAGAUUUUUGCUGACAUUGGAUGACCAGAUACGUUUUUCAAUUCCUUCAACUUCUUUUGCCAGAACACCGAAUCAACCACCAGACUCAUCAUUUCCUUCAACUUCCUUUGGCAGAGCUCCAAAUCAUCCGCCAGAUUUAUCAUCUACUGCAACUUCCUUUGCCAGGGUGAGUUACAUCAUAUUAAAUGACAAAAGAUUAGAGUAA